This is a messenger RNA of Neltuma alba, 1395 nucleotides long. Its product is annotated as glutathionyl-hydroquinone reductase PcpF-like. The record is from RefSeq and is a predicted model, not a curated record. The transcript has 3 exons. Gene Ontology annotation, molecular function: glutathione transferase activity. Lineage: Eukaryota; Viridiplantae; Streptophyta; Magnoliopsida; Fabales; Fabaceae. Bases 41 to 1288 code for a protein of 415 amino acids. Gene Ontology annotation, cellular component: cytoplasm.
UGAUGCCCACCCCACUGUCCUUCGGGAAGUCGCUCGGAGAAUGCUGGCCGGCAGUUCCUUUCUCCCUCAUCACCUGGUCAUCCCUCCGGUGACCACCGUGCGUGACGGUAGCUUCCGUCCUUCCAAACGAAAACCAACCCGAUUCUACUCUAACAGGAUCCGGCCCGUGAUGUCGCUCAACCAAACCCCUCAACCUUCAAAUUCAAAUUCGUCCAUUAUCAAUUCACUCACGAAGCUCCUGUGGGGCCAAUCUCUCCCACCAGGUCUCCUCAUCGCCACCGUCCGUACGUCUUGGAACUCCACGUGGCGGGUCAUGAUGUCCCAGCUGGCUCCUUCUGAUCCCUCCGGUGGCUAUUCAAGACCCGCUUCGAAGUUCCGAGCCUCCCGUCUCUCCGUCUCAAGCCCAACCCGCCUCCACCUCUAUGUGGGACUGCCCUGCCCCUGGGCCCACCGAACCCUCAUAGUCCGAGCCUUGAAGGGCUUGGAGGAGGCGGUGCCAGUCUCUGUUGCUUCCCCAGGAGUGGACGGAUCAUGGGAAUUCAAAUAUUUCCGUGAUGGGGAAAAGGAUAAGCUUAAUCCUACUCUGGAUAAGGCGAAUGGGUGCAAGACGUUGAAGGAAGUUUAUAGGCUGAGAAGCGGUGGGUAUGAUGGAAGAUCCACCGUGCCAAUGUUAUGGGAUGGUGAUAAAAUGGACGUUUUAUGCAAUGAGAGCUAUGAUAUUAUUGAGCUAUUCAAUUCGGAGUUAAACGAGGUGGCUAGCAAUCCAACUUUGGAUCUUUCGCCCCCUGAAUUGAGGGGAAAGAUUCAGGAAUGGUACCAGAUAAUAUAUCCAAAUGUGAAUAAUGGGGUGUAUAGGUGUGGGUUUGCGCAGAGCCAGGAAUCAUAUGACAAAGCAGUGAAUGAGUUGUUCAAGACGCUGGACGUGUUGGAAAAGCACUUGGGUGGUUCGCGAUACUUGUGUGGAGACGCGCUCACCCUUGUGGAUGUAUGCCUUUUUACUACUCUAAUUCGGUUUGAUCUUGUGUAUAACGGGAUUUUCAAGUGCACCAAGAGGAAGCUCAUUGAGUAUCCCAACCUGCACGCCUACAUGCGUGACAUUUAUCAGAUACCGAAGGUGGCAGAAACCUGCAAUUUCACUGAAACAAUGGAUGGUUAUUACAAAAUGCUUUUCCCACUCAAUCCAGGGAGCAUCAGACCAAUUAUGCCUUCGGGUUAUGAUCCAGAAGUUCUUUGCAGUCCUCAUGGCAGAGAAUCAAUGUCAUCGGCUACGCCGGCUUUUGUCAGAUAAAAACCAAACAAGAAUAGCGUAAUCUAUGGCUUCAAGUUAACUGUAUAGCACGCUUUUACCUAAUGCUAUGCGCUUGCGCUUAUUGUCUGUUUGCCCAACUCUGGUUA